UUCAAAUGGUCGCUAAAGGAAAUGUUUUCAGCCCGAGACUACCUGUAUAUAAUUGGGUAUCAUAGAAUGGAUGGCCUCCCCUAGCGGUUUCAUGUAGAUUUUAAAAAGCAGCAGCAAAAGGCUUUUGUGCCGGGGCAUCCCAAAUGGCGGGGGCCAAGAUUCAGCCCCUCUUCUCCUCCCCGCACCAACUGAACCGGCUGUGAAAUGUCUCCCAUUUCCAGUCCCCAAAACCAGUCCAGAAGGAUGUCAUGGUCGAUGGUAUUGAAACUUGAUUAGAGGUCUAGGAGGAACAAAAUGGUCGUAUCCCUCUAUCCCAAGGCCUCCAAAAGUCCAUGAGAAUUGCAACCAGUGCCAUUUUGUUGCUGUGCCCUAGACUGAACCCAGACCGAGAAGGGCCCAAGUGUCUUUCUCCUGCACAGCCCUUUCUCCAGGUGGCAAAAAUCAGACCUGCAAUCGGGGCGAGUUGAAAUUCCAGGCUGCCAACCUUUCAUUGCCCUCUUCAGCUGUGCUUAGAAAAGGUCUUACUCUGUAGCAAUGCCUUGAAAUCCUCUGCCAGGAAAACCUGUCAUGAUUUUCUUAUGCACAGCAAACUGCUGUUGAAGGUAUGAAGCUGGCCAGGAUGCCAACUGUCCAGAAGGGGGGAAAUGACUCUUCCAGCCCUCUCCUGAGCUUGGAAAAGAAAUAUAGGUAGUUAUUCAGUUGUGACAGCAAUUGGCGCCCAAAUUUCCAUUGCUUAGCAGGGGUGGGGCACCAGUAGGAAAUAUGGUGCUUGUUAGCUAAACAUGGAAGUAAAAGAAAAUAAAAUCAUAUAAGACACAAGAGAUCAAGCUUCAGUCUUUCACCUUCCCUAAACUGCAGAGGCAAAUUUCGAGUUAUCUUGUACUCCACCUCUCCAGAGGGAAAAGCGGCUUGAACAAAGGGAGGUGCAUUUUCCCACUUCCUAUUGGCACACGAUUUCCUUUGGUUUGGUUGCCGCUUCUUUGCAAACGAAAAGCUGUGGGAUAGAUCCUCAGGGAGAAAAGCUAUGGAUGUGGCUCGGUGGGAGUUGAAUACGACUCGAUGGCACAGAAGGAAGCCCGGAAUCCAUGAGAACGUCUUGCAAACGGACGAGCGUGGUUUUCUCGCCUUCUGUCGCUAGAUGGCGCUCUACAAAGAAGCAACACUCACGCCUGGAAAGCAGGUAAGGUAUAGCGGCAGCCGAACUAUUCUAGGGGAGGGGAAUAGACUGCGCUGGAACGAGUUGAAACGAUAGAGAGUAUUGAAACGAUAGAGAGUAUUACUAGAGAGGACGUGGGGAAGAGGCGAAUGAAAGAGGAACUUCCUCUUCCGACUCACCCAAGGGAGGGAGAUGGCGUCGGUGGAGGCUCUGGUGUUAUUUCCACGGUGGAAGCGGCUCCUGGAAGACAAAGAGGAUGCCAAGAAGAACACUCUGAACAACAGAGAAUGAGAAGCAGCAUUAAAAUGCAAAACAAGGCAUCAAUCAAAUUUAUUUUCCACUUCCUUCGGAAAGUGUAAAAACUCUGCUCCUUUCUCAGCAAAUGAGAAACAAGGGAGAGAAUAACAAGGGCAGAGUUUUGAGCUGGAAAAAAAGACUGUGCAACUCAAGGAAACAUUACAUGAGAAGUCAAAGGAGAUAAUUUCCAAAGAAAGAACAAGUGGGAAAUACAUGGAAGUCAGUGGGAAGGAAAGGGUACUUUGGAUAGCCAAAAUGGGCAGGCAUUAAUGAAAGCCUUUGAGGAAAGAAAGAAUGGCUUGAAUCAAAGAACCACCAGCUAAGAGAUCAGAAAUAUUUUUGGCCUCCAAGAAUCCAAGAAUAUCAGUGUUGGAAAAACCGCACAGACUGCCUAUUGUGGGAAAAACACAGAUUGCAAAUUACAUCAUAAUUAUGCACAAGUGGAUCCACCCCUACAAAAGCAAUACAAAUGCUUGAAGUAUGGCAAAAGCUUUACUAAGAACAGGUCUCUCAUGAUUCAUGGAAGGACUCAGAUCGAAGAGAAACUCUACUAGUGCUCUCAUUGUGGCAAAAGAUUUAGCAUGCAAACCAAUCUGGUGAGACACAAGAGGACUCACCCUGGAGAUAAACCAUAUGAGUGUCUGUAUUGUGGGAAAAGUUUCCAGCAUAAUUCCAAGCUGGUGAUACACCAGAGAACUCACACGGGAGAGAAACCAUAUAAGUGUCUGUAUUGUGGAAAAAGUUUCAGUCAGAACUGCAACCUGGUGAAACACCAUAGAACUCAUACAGGAGAAAAACUAUAUGAGUGCGCUGAUUGUGGGAAAACUUUCAAGCAGAAUUCCAGCCGGCUUGUCCACCAGAGAACUCAUACAGGAGAGAAACCCUUUGAUUGUCCUGAUUGUGGGAAAAGUUUCAGUUAUAAUUCCAACCUUCUGAAACAUCGGAGGACCCACACAGGAGAUAAACCAUAUGAAUGUCCAGAUUGUGAGAAAGGUUUCAGUUGGAAUUCUGACUUGGUGAAACACCAGAAGACUCACAUGGGAGAAAAACCGUAUCAGUGCCUGGAUUGUGGGAAAAGUUUCAGUCGGAAUUCACACUUGGUGGAACACCAGAGAAUUCACACAGGAGAAAAACCAUAUGAGUGUCCUGAUUGUGGGAAAGGUUUCUCUAGGAAUUCCUACCUAGUGGUACACCAGAGAAAUCAUACAGGGGAAAAAGUAUAUGAGUGUCAAGUGUGUGGGAAAAAUUUCAGUUGGAAGUCUGAACUGGUGAAGCACCAGAAGACGCAUACAGGGGAGAAACCAUUUCAGUGUCUGGAUUGUGGUAAAAGUUUCUGUUGGAAUUCCGCCCUGGUGAUACACCAGAGGUCUCACACAGGAGAAAAACCAUAUGAGUGUGUCGAGUGUGGGAAAGGUUUCACUCGAAAUUCUGACUUGGUGAUACACCAGAGGACUCACACAGGAGAGAAACUGUACGAGUGUCCGGAUUGUGGAAAAAGUUUCAGUCAGAAUUCUCACCUGAUGUUACACCAGAGGACUCACACAGGAGAGAAACCAUAUGAGUGUAUGUAUUGUGGGAAAUGUUUCAGUCAUAAUUCCAACCGGGUGAAACACCAGAGAACUCACACGGGAGAGAAACUGUAUGAAUGUCUCGAGUGUGGGAAAAGUUUCAGUCAGAAUUCGUACCUGAUGAAACACCAGAGAAUUCACACAGGAGAAAAACCAUAUGAGUGUGUCGAGUGUGGGAAAUGUUUCUACCGGAAUUACGACUUGGUGAUACACUGGAGGACUCACACAGGAGAGAAACCUUAUGAGUGUCCGGAUUGUGGAAAAGAUUUUAGCAUUAGGUCUAACCUUAUCAAUCAUGUAAGGUUACACACAGGGGAGAAACCAUUCAAAUGCCCAGAUUGUGGACAGUGUUUCACACGGAAUUCCUCCCUUAUCGCACACAAGAAAUUCCACAUGAGUCAAAAUUUGAUGUGUGUAGAGGAAUCUUGAACCUUGCUUCUCAUCUCUCAUUGGGAACCCAGCUGAGAAAUUAAUCAUUUGAUUUCUUGCAUGAUUCCUUUUAGUAUCAGACAUGUGGAAGGAGAUCUGAGCUUCCUUUCUCUGGUCCAGCACAGUCAUUUCCUUUCAGAGAGUCAAGAGGAACUGCCGUGCUGGGCAGAGAAUAUGAGCUAGGAUCUGUAUUAGAUAUGUUUGCUGUCUUGGUUUAUUUCUACAUAUCAUAAAGGAGGAUAUAAAUAUGAAUGUAUGCAUUUUUAUUUAUUAAGAAUAUGUAUAUGGCAGCCCAACUCAUGAUGACAUGGUUAACAGUAAUGAAACCCAAUACAGAAACUAAUAAACCUCAAAUAUAGCAAAUGGUAAAGUUCAAA
Molecule: messenger RNA, 3827 nt
Organism: Crotalus tigris (Tiger rattlesnake)
Lineage: Eukaryota; Metazoa; Chordata; Lepidosauria; Squamata; Viperidae
Product: zinc finger protein 252-like
Exons: 2
Coding region: 2035-3450 (471 amino acids)
Source: RefSeq, a predicted model, not a curated record